Molossus molossus (Pallas's mastiff bat) is the source of this 1794-nucleotide messenger RNA. RefSeq names its product EH domain containing 3 (gene EHD3). Gene Ontology annotation, cellular component: plasma membrane; cytoplasm. Bases 78 to 1685 code for a protein of 535 amino acids. Gene Ontology annotation, biological process: endocytosis; endosomal transport. The record is from RefSeq and is a predicted model, not a curated record. Gene Ontology annotation, molecular function: calcium ion binding; protein binding; GTP binding. NCBI's taxonomy places the organism in Eukaryota, Metazoa, Chordata, Mammalia, Chiroptera, Molossidae. The transcript has 6 exons.
CAGGAGCCAAGGGCGCCGGGGCGCGGGGCUCUGCGCCUUCUGCUGGGGCCGCAAGCAGGGGUCGAGGGGCAGCCACGAUGUUCAGCUGGCUGGGCUCCGACGACCGCCGGAGAAAGGACCCCGAAGUCUUCCAGACGGUGAGCGAGGGGCUCAAGAAACUCUACAAGACCAAGCUGCUGCCUCUGGAAGAGCAUUACCGCUUCCACGAGUUUCACUCGCCGGCCCUGGAGGAUGCUGAUUUCGAUAACAAGCCCAUGGUCUUGCUGGUGGGCCAGUACUCCACUGGGAAGACCACUUUCAUCAGGUACCUACUGGAACAGGAUUUUCCAGGCAUGAGGAUUGGGCCCGAGCCCACCACCGACUCCUUCAUUGCCGUGAUGCAGGGUGAGGUGGAGGGGAUCAUCCCCGGGAACGCUCUGGUGGUGGACCCCAAGAAACCCUUCCGGAAGCUCAACGCCUUUGGCAACGCCUUCUUGAACAGGUUCGUGUGUGCCCAGCUGCCCAACCCCGUGCUGGAGAGCAUCAGCAUCAUUGACACACCAGGGAUCCUCUCCGGGGAAAAGCAAAGGAUCAGCCGAGGGUACGACUUUGCCGCUGUCCUUGAGUGGUUCGCGGAGCGGGUUGACCGCAUCAUCCUGCUCUUUGACGCCCACAAGCUGGACAUCUCCGAUGAGUUCUCGGAAGUCAUCAAGGCCCUCAAGAACCACGAGGACAAGAUGCGGGUGGUGCUGAACAAGGCCGACCAGAUCGAGACCCAGCAGCUGAUGCGGGUGUACGGGGCUCUCAUGUGGUCCCUGGGGAAGAUCGUGAACACCCCGGAGGUGAUCCGGGUCUACAUCGGCUCCUUCUGGUCCCACCCCCUGCUCAUCCCCGACAACCGGAAGCUCUUUGAGGCUGAGGAGCAGGACCUGUUCAAGGACAUCCAGAGUCUGCCACGAAAUGCUGCCCUGCGCAAGCUCAAUGACCUCAUCAAGAGAGCCAGGCUGGCCAAGGUCCAUGCCUACAUCAUCAGCUCUCUGAAAAAGGAGAUGCCCUCGGUGUUUGGGAAGGACAACAAGAAGAAGGAGCUGGUGAACAACCUGGCCGAGAUUUAUGGCCGGAUAGAGCGGGAGCACCAGAUCUCGCCUGGCGACUUUCCCAACCUGAAGAGGAUGCAGGACCAGCUGCAGGCCCAGGACUUUAGCAAGUUCCAGCCCCUGAAGAGCAAGCUGCUGGAGGUGGUGGACGACAUGCUGGCCCACGACAUCGCCCAGCUCAUGGUGCUGGUGCGCCAGGAGGAGUCGCAGCGGCCCAUCCAGAUGGUGAAGGGCGGAGCGUUCGAGGGCACCCUGCAUGGCCCCUUCGGGCAUGGCUACGGGGAGGGGGCCGGGGAGGGCAUCGACGACGCCGAGUGGGUCGUGGCCAGGGACAAGCCCAUGUACGACGAGAUCUUCUACACCCUGUCACCGGUGGACGGCAAGAUCACGGGUGCCAAUGCCAAGAAGGAGAUGGUGCGCUCCAAGCUGCCCAACAGUGUGCUGGGCAAGAUCUGGAAGCUGGCCGACAUCGACAAGGAUGGCAUGUUGGAUGACGAGGAGUUUGCACUGGCCAACCACCUCAUCAAGGUCAAGCUGGAGGGGCACGAGCUGCCCAAUGAGCUGCCUGCCCACCUCCUGCCCCCAUCCAAGAGGAAAGUUGCUGAGUGAUGGGAGCAGGGGGUUCAGAGCAGGCAGGUGUUUCAGGAGAUGGGAGAGGCGAUUAAACACACACACACACACACACACACACACACACACACACACACACGGGCAUAGA